This is a messenger RNA of Momordica charantia (bitter melon), 1661 nucleotides long. It is a transcript of the gene TAP38, whose product is annotated as thylakoid-associated phosphatase 38. The record is from RefSeq and is a predicted model, not a curated record. Gene Ontology annotation, biological process: protein dephosphorylation. Lineage: Eukaryota; Viridiplantae; Streptophyta; Magnoliopsida; Cucurbitales; Cucurbitaceae. Gene Ontology annotation, molecular function: protein serine/threonine phosphatase activity; cation binding.
CAAGAAAAAACAAGGGUCAAACUAACUGCCAAAAUGCAAGCUAAAGCAGAGAAAGUCACAGUCAAGUUUAGAACUUUGGAUGUGAGCCACACAGCUUUUACACUCGGACCCCACUUGGUGAUGGUGAACCUGCAUCUUCUCGUCUGUCCUAGGUUGGUUCAUCUCUUCCCUUAGCUGUGGGCAAGAUUCAAAAUGCCUUAAAAUAUUGUAUCUGAUCCGUUAACCCAAUUAGAGGCCUUCCUUCAUUCUCUUAUCUUUCCCUCUUAAUUUAAUCUCUAUCUCCGAGUUUCUCCAAAAGUAAUUGAUUUGAAUCACACCCAACUGGGUUGGUUUCCCGAUUCGGCAAAUGGCUUUGCUGAGUCCUCGGUUGCACAGAUUCCGCCUAACCAAGCUCCACCAUGCCUCCGCCUCCAAACCCACCAAGACAAACGACCUCACUGUCUCAAGAAAAAGCCGAUGCUGCUCCGCCAUAGCUAUUGAUGCUCCUUCUUCUUUAACGGAUGCUGCGGGAAUCAGAUGGGGUUCCACUACUCUGCAAGGCUUGCGCGAAGAAAUGGAGGACGAUGCUGUUGUGCGAUCUGAUGGUCUUAAUGGCUUCUCGUUUGCUGCAGUUUUCGACGGCCAUGGCGGCUAUUCCUCCGUCAAGUUCCUCAGGGAGGAGCUGUAUAAAGACUGUGUAGCAGCUUUACAAGGUGGCCUGCUGUUGAAUGGAGGGGAUUUUGAAGUGAUAAAAGCGGCUUUGGAGAAGGCUUUUGAUGAUACUGAUAAAAGAUUACUGCUUUUGCUUGAGGCAGCUGGGGAGGAAGAUGAAUCUGGUUCCACUGCAACUGUUGCAUUCAUACGAAACGAUGUGCUGUUCAUUUCACAUGUUGGCGAUUCAUGCGUGGUUUUGUCACGUUCCGGAGGAGCACAGGUGUUGACUACUUCUCAUCGGCCUUACGGAAACAACAGCACUUCACUGCAAGAAAUUAGAAGAAUUAGAGAAGCAGGUGGAUGGAUUUCUAACGGAAGAAUCUGUGGGGACAUCUCUGUAUCUCGUGCAUUUGGUGACAUACGAUUCAAGUCAAAGAAAAACGAUAUGCUACAGAAGGGAGUUCAAGAAGGCAGAUGGUCUGAAAAAUUUGUUUCUCGUGUACAGUUCAAUGGAGACUUGGUUACUUCAUUACCAGAAAUUUUUCAAGUUACUCUCGGAUCAAAUGUCGAGUUUAUACUGAUAGCGUCGGACGGUCUAUUGGAUUACAUGAACAGUUCCGAUGCAGUUAAGUUUGUUCGGAAUCACCUCAGACAGAACGGCGAUGUUCAGCUAGCUUGUGAAGCCCUCGCUCAAGCAGCCUUGGAAAAUGGGUCACAAGACAAUAUCAGCAUUAUCAUGGCUGAUUUAGGGCGGACAGAUUGGAAGAAUUUGCCCCUUAAGCAAGACAAUGUCAUAUUCGAACUGGCUCAAGCUUUCGCAACGAUCGGGGUAGUUUCUUUCGGUAUUUGGUGGGCAUCCUCUAUUUUCACUCUUUAAAGUUGUUGUCUCUCACUAUUGUAUAACCAGGUUCAUCUUCCAUACUUGUCAUCUGUAAAGUGUAAUUGAAUAGUUAUACAAUGUAUCACAUCUUACCACUGCUAGUUUAGACAACUUAACAUGCCCUCACAAGAGUUGCAGAAUUCUUCUU